This is a messenger RNA of Cornus florida, 844 nucleotides long. RefSeq names its product enhancer of rudimentary homolog. NCBI's taxonomy places the organism in Eukaryota, Viridiplantae, Streptophyta, Magnoliopsida, Cornales, Cornaceae. The transcript is spliced from 4 exons. The record is from RefSeq and is a predicted model, not a curated record. The coding region runs from base 158 to 466 and encodes 102 amino acids.
UCCGUCCGUGAAAAUUUCCCUUUUCCCGUGUUCAUUUGGGCAAAGAUUUUUUGGACGCGCUGACUCCCCUCUAUCUGAGUCUUCUCUCUCAACUCGAAACUCCGCAACAGACUAUUCGCUUGCGUCUGAUCUUUGGGCCAUUUUUAGUUCCAUCGAUAUGGCCAACAAGCAUACCAUCGUUCUGAUGCAGACAUCUCAGAACAGAGCAACUAGAACAUUUAUGGAUUAUGAAUCAAUAAGUCAAGCAAUGGAGGGUAUUUGUGGACUAUAUGAAAGGAAACUCAAGGAGCUAAAUCCAGCCAUCAGGAACAUCACUUAUGAUAUUGCAGAUCUCUACAAUUUCAUUGAUGGCCUCGCAGACAUGAGUGCAUUAGUAUACGACCACUCAAUUCAGGCUUACCUGCCAUAUGAUCGACAGUGGAUUAAACAGCGAACAUUUCAGCAUCUCAAGAAAUUGGCACAUUGAUAUGCUACGGCAACAUUCCUCGACUAUUAAGCAGAUACUCUAUGAAAUGGAAUCUAUAAGUACAGAUUAGAACUUUUAUUUGGCCCAAGGUUGUCUGCUAUAAAUUCGCAGCUCUUGUUUUCGUCCCUACAUACAUUGCACCUGUGGUAUUAUACUUAGUUUGAGGUUGAAACCAGGUAAAGCUGCUCAGUCAGUGCAUAUUGUAGCCUUGUACUUUCUUCAUGUCAGGAUCUUCAUGUUGGUGUUGGAAUGUGUACCCGUAUUCUUGUGUAAGCAUAAACUGUUCGGUUGUCUGAUAGGUUUGAGCUGAAUCACUCUUUUAACAGUUCUACGAUUCGUUUUUUUAUUUUUUAAAAUUGUAGUUGAAUUGGUGUUCUA